Cucurbita moschata (crookneck pumpkin) is the source of this 1878-nucleotide messenger RNA. RefSeq lists its product as uncharacterized. NCBI's taxonomy places the organism in Eukaryota, Viridiplantae, Streptophyta, Magnoliopsida, Cucurbitales, Cucurbitaceae. Gene Ontology annotation, cellular component: plasma membrane; plasmodesma. The record is from RefSeq and is a predicted model, not a curated record. The transcript is spliced from 9 exons. The coding region runs from base 91 to 1704 and encodes 537 amino acids.
GUGCAAGCCCCACAGAUCUCUGGCUUUCUUUCUCUCUCGGCUCUCAGAAUUAGAACACAGCCUGCAACGCAGUGAUCGACAGUCACUGCUAUGCGGAUUUUCAGAUCAACUCUCUUCACUCUCCCUCUUCUCUUUGCCCUUUUCCUUCUCCUCCAUUCUACCAUCUCCGCCGGCUCUGACCUCCAUUAUUCCCGCUUCCAUGUUAGCCCUGGAGUGUUGGUUCGGGCAGUGGAGCUGUCGAAGACGACGGGGAGGAAUCUGGCGGAAGCUACCGUUGAUAAUUCAUCUCUGAUUUUGGCUGAGAGUAGGACGCAGAGGAAAGACCCUCUUAAUAAUUUUGAGCUCUAUACUGGGGGUUGGAAUAUACGCAAUAAGCAUUACUGGGCUUCUGUUUCCUUUACAGCAGCUCCCUUCUUUGUCAUCGCUGGGGUUUGGUUCAUUGUGUUUGGAUUGUCUUUGAUGCUCAUCUGCCUAUGCUACUGCUGCUGUCGAAGGGAGCCUUAUGGAUAUUCUCGAUUGGCUUAUGCUCUUUCUCUCAUUUUCCUCAUCCUCUUUACUAUUGCAGCAAUUGUUGGGUGUGGUGUUUUGUACACGGGUCAGGGGAAGUUUCACAGCAUCACAACAAGUACACUGGACUAUGUAGUGAGUCAAGCUGAAACAACUGUUGACAAUCUCCGUAAUGUAUCAGAUUACCUUAGUGCGGCUAAGAAGAUAGGAGUUGCAUCAGCGUUUCUUUCUGGAGAUGUCAAAGGCAAAAUCGAUGAUAUUGAUAGAAAGCUCAACUCUUCUGCUACAACUCUUUCUCAGAAGACUGGAGAUAAUUCAAAGGAUAUCCAAUCUGUACUCAAUCACAUAAGGCUUGCUCUUAUAAUUCUUGCUGCUAUUAUGCUCCUUCUGGCAUUUCUUGGCUUUUUAUUUUCCGUCCUCGGGAUGCAGUCUCUUGUGUACUCCUUGGUGAUCAUUGGUUGGAUUCUUGUUGCUGGCACAUUCAUUUUGUGUGGAGUUUUUCUUCUCCUCCAUAAUGUUGUAGAAGACACAUGCGUUUCAAUGAAUGAGUGGGUUCAAAACCCAACUGCUCAUACAGCUUUGGAUGAUAUCCUCCCGUGUGUGGAUAAUGCCACAGCCCAAGAAACUCUCGCACAAUCAAAGAAUGUGGCAUUUCAACUUGUUACUGUGGUUAACAAUGUCAUCACUGGAAUUGCAAAUCGUAACUUUCCACCAAAUGUUGGACAACCCUUUUAUUUCAAUCAAUCUGGUCCAUCAAUGCCCAUCCUCUGCAGCCCUUUUCAUUCAGACCUCACUGAUCGUUCGUGUGCAUCGGGUGAAGUGGAACUGCAUAAUGCUACUAAGGUUUGGAAGAACUUUGUGUGUGAAGCUUCAGCUUUUGAGAUUUGUACAACUCCUGGUCGGCUGACCCCAACCUACUACAGUCAAAUGGCAGCUGCAGUAAACGUAACCUUCGGCUUGUACAAGUAUGGCCCAUACUUGGUCAGUUUGGAAGAUUGCACGUUCGUGCGGCAGACAUUCACAGACAUACAAAACGACUAUUGUCCUGGGUUGCGCCGUUACACAAAGUGGAUCUACGUUGGACUGGUUCUGGUGUCUGCAGCCGUGAUGCUGUCGUUAGUUUUCUGGGUUAUCUAUGCCAGAGAGCGUCGACAUCGCGUCUUUACAAAGAGCCAUCAGGGCAAUUACGCCCAGUGAUAGCGAAGAACACCGCUGUAAGGAACGCCCAUCCAUGUAUGCUUGUAGCUAUAUUUGAACAUUAUGUGAGUGCUUAUUUAUUUCUGUACAAAGUUUUGAACGGUUCUUGUUUAUUAUGAUGGAACGUUGUUUUGUUGACACAAAGUUCAAAUUUUUAGUUGAGGUUUUCAAAAA